CACACACACACACACCUGACAGGCGAAGACAAAAAAAAGAAAAAAAGACAACAACAACAAAAGGGAGGUUGCGCAAAAGUAGUCUGCAAUAUUCAGGAUUUCAGCCGAUUUCUGCAAGUCGUGGCAUCUUGUUUGGAAACUAGUCAAACAAUGCACUCUGUCGGAGACGGCUGAUGCCCGAAGAUGGGACUCGGAGGAAGUUUUUGGCGACGUCCCGCUGUUUUGUGGUCCUCAGGUGGGACAAAGUCUGGUAGGUCUCUCCGGUCACCUUCUGCUAUAAUGCCUUGUGGCGGCGCGCCGGCGUGCGUGUGACUGACUGACUGACUGACUGACCGACAGUCUGUCCAAGAGAGAAAGAGAGGCUGGAUAGAAACAUCAGGCAGGCUGUCAGGCAGCGACGGCUGGACUCCCAGCGCAGGCUUCUCUCCUCUCUCCCCGCUCCCCAGACUCAUGCAGGAUGCCCGGGAAGCGCCGCCGGGGAGCGCUGGUCCAGCUCAGCCCGAGUUCAUGACGCCCUGGGCGGUCUCGUCAUGCGUUUCUUGCCCGUGCCCAGCGCCCAUUCCCUCAGGCUUCUCUUCCUCUUUAUUUUCGUGAUGGGGGUGGCCCCCUCUCCGGCACUCACAGCCGGCUGCCCCGACGGAUGCGUGUGCGACGACCAGCUGGUGGUCCAGUGCGCCGGGCAGGAUCUCACGCUGUUCCCCAACGACCUGCCCCUGGCGACCCGGCAGCUCAUCCUCUCCAACAACCGUAUCGCGGACCUGCCGCCCCUUCAGCUCAACUACCUGUCCGACCUGGUCUAUCUCGAUUGUAGCAACAACUCGCUGACAGAAAUCUCCGAGUCUACUUUCGGGAACUUGCGGAAACUCGCCUACUUGGACUUGUCUUUCAACACGCUGCUGCAGAUCGAGGACCGGACUUUCGGGCCCCUUUCUUCCCUGGUGAUGCUCCGGAUGACGGACAAUCCGAAUCUGGGAGAGAUCCACCCGGACGCCUUUUCGGAGAACUUUGCUCUGCAGGUCCUGGACGUGAGUCGGAACAACCUGACGGUCUUGAACAUCAGCAGUCUGAUCGCUCUGCCCGCUCUGCGCUCUCUGGGCCUCAGCGGGAACCCGUGGAGGUGCGACUGUGACACCGAGGACCUCUGCCUGUGGGUGCAGAUAGAGGGAUUCAAGUUCCAAGAUGAGGGCCAGACGAUUUGCUACAACCCUCCGGAGCUGGCGGGCCAGCGGUUGGCGGAGGUCGGCAUGCAGCUGCGGGCGGACUGCCACCAGGGCCUGGGCUACUGGGACUACCUCUUCUUCAUCGCCAUCGGCUUCGUCAUCUUCUCGGCCGGCACGGUGUCGGCCUGGGUGAUGGGCGUGCUCAUGGUGCUGUACGAGCGCUACAGCAAGCGGAAGAGCGAGGAGCUGGACAGCGAGGACGAGGACGAGAGGGGGCCGAUGAACGGGAGCGGCGGAGGAGGGAACCAGGGGAACGGGGACCUGAGCAAACCCAACAUGCAGGUGUGACGGGCCGCUGCGGGGAGGCGUCCGGAAACGCUGCGUGAAGGGAAGACGGACAAGAAAACGGAGGAGGGACGAGCCUCCGCCGUGAAACUGAGAUCUGCUUGUCUCUUCUUGUUGCAGAUUUAGAUAUCGCAAAUGCUCUUUAAACGUAACGAAAAGUGUGUGUUUAAGCGUGUGUGCGUGUGCGUGUGUGUGUGUGUGUGAGAGAGAGAAACAAUCAGAGACAGCAAUAAGGAUGCCUUCGAGCUAGGAGAACAGAUUGACCUCUGAGAUUAUUGAGAGCAAUAACCCUGCACAUACAACCACAAGUUCCUCCAUACGAUGAAAAGUGCUCUUUACCAACACCUUGUGUGAGUGGCACAUUCAAGCACACACGUACACUUCAUUCACAAAAUAAAGGUAAAAUGGGGGGAGGUUCACAAAAAGAAAAAAUAAAGACCGAUGCCUUAAAUCUGCCACAGUGGAAACAGGGAAACUUGUGUAUAUCAGUGUUUAAACGGUAUCUUCACCUGAAAUAGUCAACCUUAGCUGUUUCUGUGUUCAGGACGAAAUCUGUCCACAUAGAGCAAAAACUCAUUUUGGGGGUUACAUAAUUAAAUAGAUAGAAAACACAGUAGGCUGAUUGUACGUAAAACAAGUGACUCACAACUCACUGAAACACAAACAACACGGGAAGUUCAGGGACCUGCCGUCCAAAAGUCAACGCGUUCUGCUCUUUAUUUGAGGCUGCUGAGAUCGAAGUGUUAUCAGAAACUCUCCGUGGGGAUCUUCGAAAUAUUUCAAACUGUGAACCUUUCAUGGGAAAUCACGAGGAUGAACUGGAAAUGGGGGUUCAUUUAAGGAAACCACAUCGUAUACGGGCAUGAAUAUAUAUAUUUUUUGUAACUAAAUUCCUAUUAAUUCCCAUGAAAUGUUUCUAAGUUUGAUAACCGAUGGAGUUUUGAGUCUGUAUUCGUUCAAUUUUUUUGUUGUUGUUCUUUUUAGCUAAAAGUACUAUUGAAGAUGAUCUGCUUAAUUGGUUGUGUUGCCUUUUUGACUGACAGCUGGUUAGAGGCAAAAAAACAAGCAACUGAUGCAGUCUUCACACACAAGGGAUAUUAGCAGAAUUAACUGUGUGACAUUUUUUUGAAUGU
Molecule: messenger RNA, 2638 nt
Organism: Poecilia latipinna (sailfin molly)
Lineage: Eukaryota; Metazoa; Chordata; Actinopteri; Cyprinodontiformes; Poeciliidae
Gene: lrrc52
Product: leucine rich repeat containing 52
Exons: 2
Coding region: 531-1508 (325 amino acids)
Cellular component (GO): voltage-gated potassium channel complex
Molecular function (GO): voltage-gated potassium channel activity; potassium channel activator activity; transmembrane transporter binding
Source: RefSeq, a predicted model, not a curated record